Molecule: messenger RNA, 1119 nt
Organism: Bipolaris sorokiniana ND90Pr
Lineage: Eukaryota; Fungi; Ascomycota; Dothideomycetes; Pleosporales; Pleosporaceae
Exons: 1
Coding region: 1-1119 (372 amino acids)
Source: RefSeq, a predicted model, not a curated record
AUGGACCCACGGCCGAACCAUGUAUAUGAGAGCCUCUCAGCAAGAGAGGCAAUCCGCAUUCUGAUAUUGUACCCCACAAUUGACUUCCAAGCACCACUCGAAGCCCACUUCGAGUACAACAGUAAAGAAUUACCCCGUGAUACCACAAUCUCUUGUCAGGGCUUCGAUGCUGUAUCAUACUGUUGGGGUGACCCCAAGUUUACUCACUUUAUCUACUUCAAGAACUUCACCCGUGGACGCAUACCUUCACUCGUUAUUACGGCAAAAGUCGACUCCAUGUUACGCCAUUUGCGAAAACCUCACAAAGAGCGUCGUCUCUGGAUCGACGCUAUAUGUAUCAAUCAAGCCGACACGGAAGAGAAGACGCUUCAAGUGCCCCUGAUGCGCAGCAUCUAUAGAGCUACCUUGAAAGUCCAUGUCUGGCUCGGCGCUGGGGGGAAAUUCGACGCACAGGCAGCUUUCACGCACUUGAAGAGGAUUGUUGUUGCCGAUGAGCUAGAGAAAGAAACUGUAUCCUUCCCAAAUCAGUUUCGUAAAGACUGUGCAGCUACGCAGUCAACCUUACAACAAUUGUUCCUCAACCCUUGGUUUACGCGGCGUUGGGUCCUGCAAGAAAUUACCCUUGCCCAUGAGAUCACAGUGCACUACGGAUAUGACAAGAUUUCAUGGAACUGGUUCGCAAAGGGUACCUCGCUUCUACCAGAAUUAGACGAGCGACACAAGACUCAAGCUCGAUGCGCCAGUUACCAGCCUUACAUAGUGGCCAAGAAGGCUAUUGAGACUUCGUUGAAACGCGAUUCAUGGCUCCCAGAUUUGCUCCUGGAGCACAUAUUUGCAAAAUGCAGCGAUCCAAGAGAUCGGUUUUUCGCUCUGUAUGGUAUAUUGGGCCGCAACUACAGUGGCUCAGAAACGGCGGUAGGGAGAUAUGAUCAGAGAUACUCGUCGUCCCACCUCCAUAUACUUCCGGAAGUCGAUUACACCAAAAUCUGGGUAGAGACAUACAAGCGCCUGGCAGAAAACAUGAUACAGUUGCAGCGGAGCGAGUUCUGGUACCAUCUCCAAAUUUUCGGAUCUAUUCGCGAAGAUGAGCUGAUGGCCCCGUCGUGGGUGCCAGACUGA